GCCGCGCCCUCGUUGCCCAGCGAUGGUCCACGCCGGUUUCAAGUUGCUACUCUUUGGCUUGCCGGCUUUCGUCGCAGGCGCAUCCAUCUCGACGCGGCAUACACCGCGAGCACCUGCGACAUCCAAGAAUGUCAUCGUCCAGAUGUUCGAAUGGACGUGGGACAGCGUCGCAGCGGAAUGCACUGACUUCCUUGGUCCCGCUGGGUACGGCUACGUACAAGUCAGCCCUGCCCAGGAGCACAUCCAGGGCUCGCAAUGGUGGACGGAUUACCAGCCCGUGUCAUAUACCCUCACUUCAAAGCGAGGUGAUCGGGACCAGUACGCAAACAUGAUCAAUACCUGCCACGCCGCUGGCGUCGGGGUCGUUGCAGACACCAUUUUCAACCACAUGACUGGUCAAGCCGAUGGCGGCGUCGGCGUCGCAGGAUCCUCGUUCCAAUAUUACGUUUAUCCGGGAAUUUACCAAUCUCAAGACUUCCACUAUUGCGGCUUGGAGCCUAACAAUGAUAUCGUCAACUGGGACAACGCCGUCGAAGUGUUGACUUGCCAACUGGAUGGCCUCGCAGACCUUGCUACCGAGACGGAGUAUGUGCGCAGCCGACUGGCUGAGUACGCCAACGAUUUGCUUUCGUUGGGUGUCGACGGGCUGCGGCUGGAUGCAGCGAAAGACAUCAACGCAAGUGAUAUCGCCAACAUCACUUCUCGCUUCACGCGGGCUCCAUACAUCACGCAAGAAGUCAUCUGGGGAGAAGGCCAACCUAUAACCCCCAACCAAUAUGUCUACAUCGGCGAUGUACAAGAAUUUCGCUACACUUCUGCAGUGCAAAGCGCCUUCUCAGGUGGAGGCAUCUCCAGCUUGCAGAGCUUUGAUAACCUUGGCUGGGUCCCCGGAACAUCAGCAAAUGUCUUCGUCGCCAAUCAUGAUACUGAAAGGGGCGGCGACUCGCUGAACGCCAACUCGCCUUCAAACACUUAUGUCACCGCCAUGAUCUUCUCCCUCGCACAUCCAUACGGUACUCCGACCAUUCUAUCAAGCUACAGCGGCUUCACGGACUACGAUGCCGGGGCUCCGAAUGGCGGAGCGGGUACGUGUACCACAGGCGGCGGAACGAAUGACUGGCUGUGUCAGCAUCGAUGGAACGCCAUCGCAGGCAUGGUCGGCUUCCACAACCAAGUUGGCAACACGGCUAUGGACAACUGGGUGUCGCCGCAAUCAGAGCAGAUUGCAUUCGGACGAGGCUCCCUCGGAUUUGUCGCGAUCAACAACGCGGACACCGUCUGGAGCACGACGUUCACAACCUCUCUGCCGGAUGGGACGUACUGCGACGUCAUCAGUGGCGUCAGCUCAUCCGGAAUGUGCACUGGGAGCGCCUUUACUGUCUCCGGCGGCACGUUUACAGCCGACGUGCAAGCGCAUAACGCCAUUGCCAUCCACACCGGUGCAACUGGCGUCGCAAGUGCUACGAUCACGAUAAACUUUGCUGAAACCGCCACAACGACGUUCGGCGAGAACAUCUUCUUAGUGGGUAGUGUUCCUCAGCUGGGCUCGUGGAGCCCCGACUCUGCGCUCCCUCUAUCAUCCUCCGGCUACCCAACAUGGACGGUCUCGGCAUCUUUGCCGCCGAACACGGCAUUUGAGUACAAGUUUAUCAGAAAGGAGACGAACGGGACUGUCGUGUGGGAAUCCGACCCGAAUCGCUCUGCGACGACUCCGGGCUCAGGGUCGACGACGUUGACUACGAGCUGGAGAUAGGUGAAGGUGCUCAGGCUGUGUCGAUGACAUUCAGACUCCCUACAUGUAACCUAAAACUUAUACACUAUACUGUCUGGCUACCUUAACAGCAAAAGUUAAU
Messenger RNA from Phanerochaete carnosa HHB-10118-sp, 1853 nucleotides. Its product is annotated as glycoside hydrolase family 13 protein. The record is from RefSeq and is a predicted model, not a curated record. NCBI's taxonomy places the organism in Eukaryota, Fungi, Basidiomycota, Agaricomycetes, Polyporales, Phanerochaetaceae. Gene Ontology annotation, biological process: carbohydrate metabolic process. The transcript has 15 exons. Bases 23 to 1753 code for a protein of 576 amino acids. Gene Ontology annotation, molecular function: cation binding; starch binding; alpha-amylase activity.